Dichomitus squalens LYAD-421 SS1 is the source of this 2846-nucleotide messenger RNA. RefSeq names its product 26S proteasome subunit P45. Gene Ontology annotation, biological process: proteasome-mediated ubiquitin-dependent protein catabolic process. NCBI's taxonomy places the organism in Eukaryota, Fungi, Basidiomycota, Agaricomycetes, Polyporales, Polyporaceae. Gene Ontology annotation, cellular component: proteasome regulatory particle, base subcomplex. The coding region runs from base 1 to 2673 and encodes 890 amino acids. Gene Ontology annotation, molecular function: ATP binding; proteasome-activating activity; ATP hydrolysis activity. The record is from RefSeq and is a predicted model, not a curated record. The transcript has 14 exons.
AUGGCGCCGAAAGCUGACUGGGAGAAGUGGGACAAGAAAGUUGACGACAAGGAGGAGAAGGAGAUCAAGCCCCUUGAUGAUAGCGACAUUCAAAUCCUGAAGACCUAUGGUCAAGGUCCCUAUGCCGCCAGACUCAAGAAGAUAGACUCGGACAUUAAGGAGGUCCAGAAGCGCAUUAACGAGAAGAUCGGUGUGAAGGAGUCCGACACUGGCCUUGCUUCACCAAACCUAUGGGACCUCGCGGCAGACAGACAACGUAUGGGCGAGGAGCACCCCUUACAGGUCGCCCGGUGUACCAAGAUCAUUCCCAUGGAUCCCGAUGCGGCGGAGCGCGCUCGUGCGGUCAACCCGGAGGGUGCAGUCCAGGGCCAGAAGGGUGCAGACGAGCAGGACAAAUACGUCAUUAACAUCAAGCAGAUUGCAAAGUUCGUCGUUGGCCUGGGCGAGCGUGUGGCACCAACAGAUAUCGAGGAGGGUAUGCGUGUGGGCGUGGACCGUAACAAAUAUCAGAUCCAGAUUCCCUUGCCUCCCAAGAUCGACGCCUCUGUCACGAUGAUGCAGGUCGAGGAGAAGCCUGACGUGACUUACUCCGACGUUGGUGGCUGCAAGGAGCAAAUCGAGAAGCUCCGCGAAGUUGUCGAAACCCCGCUGCUUUCACCCGAACGGUUUGUUAACCUCGGUAUUGACCCACCAAAGGGUGUGCUUCUCUUCGGUCCCCCGGGAACUGGCAAGACCCUUUGUGCCCGUGCGGUGGCGAACCGAACAGACGCCACAUUCAUUCGUGUGAUCGGUUCCGAGCUCGUGCAGAAAUAUGUCGGCGAGGGAGCGAGGAUGGUUCGCGAGCUGUUUGAGAUGGCGCGGAGUAAGAAGGCGUGCAUCAUCUUUUUCGAUGAGGUCGAUGCUAUUGGUGGCGCGCGUUUCGACGACGGUGCCGGCGGUGACAAUGAGGUGCAGCGGACGAUGCUUGAACUCAUCAACCAGCUGGACGGUUUCGAUCCCCGUGGAAACAUCAAGGUGCUCAUGGCCACUAACAGACCUGACACUUUGGACCCUGCUCUCUUGCGUCCUGGUCGUCUUGACCGUCGUGUUGAGUUCUCACUACCAGACAAUGAGGGCCGCGCACAUAUUCUUCGCAUUCACGCAAGAAGUAUGAGCGUAGAGCGCAACAUCCGUUUCGAUCUCAUUGCACGACUAUGUCCCAACACGACUGGUGCUGAGUUGCGGUCAGUGGCGACGGAGGCGGGCAUGUUUGCCAUCCGUGCGCGGCGGAAGGUCGCAACAGAGCGUGACUUCUUGGAUGCCGUCGAGAAGGUCGUGCGCCAGGGCACCAAGUUCUCGUCAACCGGCCUCAUCUUUAAUCCAGAGCAGUCUACUGACAGCCCCCUCUCCCCCGUGGAGCUCUCGCGGCUCAUGGAACAACACGCCAGGCAGCCACCGCGCCCCCUCACGCUCUCCAAGCUCCUCUCGUUCGCCCGGCCGCUCACCCCGGACUCGGUCCUGCAGUCCGUCGGGUACGUGUUCUCAGAGAUCCCGCGGAUGCUCGCCAUGCGUGCGCGCGCCCUCGAGGCCCUGCCGUUCAUCGUCGGCAUGAACCCUUACAUCGCACGGACGCUGCAGUCCCACCGGCGUGCGUUCCAGUUCCUGGUCACCCACCCGCCCGUGAGGACGCUCGAGGAGAACGCGCUGCUGAUCGAGAACCUGGCGGACCUCGUCAGGAGCCACGCGGACGACAUCCCGGCGAUGGCGAAGGGGUUCCAGGAGUGCGCGCGGUACUUGACCCCUGAGCAGAUCAGCGAGUUCUUGGACAACGCGAUUCGGAACCGUAUCGCGGUCCGCCUCAUUGCGGAGCAACACAUCGCUAUCUCGAGGGACCUCGCGCAAGGCGACGGGGCCAGCAACCAUCUCGGUGUCGUGGACCUCGCGUGCUCGCCGAAGGAGCUCAUCGGCGUAUGCGGCUCUUUCGUGAAGGACCUGUGCGAGGCUACCCUUGGUGCGAGUCCACAGAUCGUGAUAGACGGCGAUGCGGACGCGACGUUCGCCUACGUGCCCGUACACCUCGAGUACAUCCUCACCGAGAUCCUUAAGAACUCCUUCCGCGCAACCGUGGAGUGGCACCAGCGACACCACUCCCAUUCCUCCCCUGCGCGCGUCCCCCCCGUCGUCAUCACCGUCUCCAAAGCACCGCACCCCGACGCCCUCUUCCCGCCGUCGUCCCAGCCGCCGUCCAAGUUCCCGUUCCCGAUAUCCUCGCUACGCACCGCCGAGCGCCCCUCCCGGUUCCUCUUCCUCCGCGUCCGCGACCAGGGCGGCGGCGUGUCCCCGGAGAACAUGUCCCGCAUCUUCUCGUACUCCUUCACCACCGCCGGGCGCGGCGCGGAGAUGCACUGGGAAGACGAGGGCAUGGGCGGCGGCCCGUACGCCGCGCAGCACAUGAGCGGGGCGGGCGCGAUCGACGGCGGCGCGGGCGGCGAGAGCCUCUUCUCGGAGAUCGCGGGGCGCGGGGUGCAGAUGGGCAUGGGCACCAUCGCCGGGCUGGGGUACGGGCUCCCGAUGAGCAGGCUGUACGCGAAGUACUUUGGAGGCUCGUUGGACUUCAAGUCGCUGGAUGGCUGGGGCAGCGACGUCUAUAUCAAGCUGCGCUGCCUCGAUGAUGGAGGAGACGUCGAACUGUAGUCUAGUUAUCCAAGAUCCAAGUAAUUGUACAACAUAGGAAGAGAAAUGGUUAUCAUAGGCCCGAGUGGCCGAGAACAUUUUCUGACGAAGUCCGGAAGAAGUUGAUAAAGGACGCACAGCGCAGUAUGAAUUGUGGAUGUCUUAACAUAGCGACCCUCGCUCUUGGGUAAUAG